CGCGCACUUGUCCGCUCCCGUUCGUUGUUUUCCGCGGCGAUCACAGCCUACGUUUUAUCCUUUCGCUUCUCGAUCGGCAAAUAAUCGAUCUCAUCAGCUGAUCAACCAACGUCGUCGCUGUUCUCAUCGUCGUCGAGAUCCUCGUGCAGUGAAAAUAUCCUCGGUUUGAUCGCGUCCUCGUCGCGCGUUUUCACUUCGAAGAGCUCCAGUUCGGCCGCAACCAGAUUGACAAGAUGCCACUGUCAGAGUUCCGUAAGAAGAAGUUACUCUACGUUUUCAACACUUUCUUCGAUUUCAAUCAAAGUGGAGCAAUUGAUAAGAAGGAUUUGGACCUUGCUAUACAACGAAUCAAUGAAAACAGAGGCUGGGCUGCUGAUAAUCCCAAAGCUCAAAGUAUAAGAGAUACUUUGCUCAAAAUGUGGGAUAAUUUGAGGCAAGGAGCUGAUACAGAUCAAGACGGUCAGGUUAGUCGAGAUGAAUGGUUUUCACUGUGGGAAGAAUACGCGAAAAAUCCAUCGAGCCCAUCCGAAUGGCAACAGGCGUACAUGUCUGUGACGUUCCAGUUGUUCGAUGCGUCUGGUGACAAAUCGAUCGACGAGAACGAAUUCUGCAACGUGUGCAGAUACCACGGUGUACCAGAAGCUGAGGCCAGGGAAGCUUUCAAAAAAUUAGGAGUCGGUCAGGAAAUAACCUGGGAUAAAUUCACCAACCUCUGGAAGCAAUAUUUCUCCUCGGACGAGCCGACCGCAGCCGGAAACUUUAUUUUCGGAAAAACUUCCUUCUAACUUGCUUUGUUCCGCAGGAAACCGAGAAAAACCGUGCAUAUAUAUUACACACUUCCUUGCGUCGCAUUCUGCUGUCCGUUUUGCUUGAUUUCUCGCGGUCAAUUUACCCCGUUCUUCCCAAAGGAUAACGAAUCGAGCCAGGCUUUCUACUCUUAUGUUCGACAACGAAUAAAGGCGAUUAUUUAAUUUUCCCAAAACGAACAAAAACAAACAUUCACAUGAAGGAUCUCGAAACGAACGAUUUGCACAGAGCAACUUCUUUCCGUUCCUCUUUCUCCCCAAAUUUUCCUUUUCGGCGAUUGUAAAUAAUCGUCCGCGCCGUGAGCAGGAGGAACUCACGGAUCAAGACAAUGCGUUCGACAAAUACAAAAACUACCAUCCCCUCGCGCAACAGCGAGAAUCCUUCCGCCGUUAUCGUGAAAAAUUCGUAACGGUGAUAAAGUAUAAUCUCACUGUAUGUUUGUAUCUGUAGCGUAUUUUAAAUGUAAGGAAACGAACUAUAAUACAAUAAUUGUGACCUGUGCAAGUCUCCUUCACGUCCAAUGGCAAGAUCGUUGUGCUUUCAAAGCGGCGGCGCGUAUCGAGCGAUCCCGAUCGUAUCGAUCGUUCGAUUUUCUGGCAGAGCAGAGAGAGAAAAAAAAAGAAAACAAAUAUUUCCCUCCAUUGUUGAACAGACGAUAUUUUCAGAGUUUAAAGCGAAACUUGUUCUGGAUAAAGAUACCCGUAUAUACAAUAUGUAUGUACAGGACGGGCCGCGACGGCUGGUACAAUCGGGCAAAGGGUGAUUCUACGUGUAAAAAUAAAAGGCAGAUAUAGAAUAAAAAUUUUUUUCAUAAAAAGCACAGCUCUUGGAGAAAACGAACG
Habropoda laboriosa is the source of this 1649-nucleotide messenger RNA. It is a transcript of the gene Scp2, whose product is annotated as calexcitin-2. Gene Ontology annotation, molecular function: calcium ion binding. The transcript has 7 exons. The coding region runs from base 234 to 785 and encodes 183 amino acids. The record is from RefSeq and is a predicted model, not a curated record. Lineage: Eukaryota; Metazoa; Arthropoda; Insecta; Hymenoptera; Apidae.